Messenger RNA from Leucoraja erinaceus (little skate), 3283 nucleotides. It is a transcript of the gene entr1, whose product is annotated as endosome associated trafficking regulator 1. Gene Ontology annotation, cellular component: early endosome; midbody; ciliary basal body. Lineage: Eukaryota; Metazoa; Chordata; Chondrichthyes; Rajiformes; Rajidae. The record is from RefSeq and is a predicted model, not a curated record. The coding region runs from base 637 to 1725 and encodes 362 amino acids. Gene Ontology annotation, biological process: positive regulation of protein localization to cilium; positive regulation of cilium assembly; regulation of cytokinesis. The transcript has 7 exons.
CCAUAUAAAGGUAUAUUAGGACAGAUAGAAGUGUUUACCAGCUAAUUAAAGGAGGAGGAGGGGGUAGAGAGAUUAGAAUUUAAUGGAAUCGGAAAAAAUACACCGUAUGGCCCUACAAGCCUGCUAUGCCAAUCAACAUGAUAGAUGAUCAUCUAUUACAAGCCAUUAUCCUGCUUUCUUCCCCCACUGUCUAGGAAUAUAUCUACUUUAAAACAUGCAGUGACUUGGCCUUUAUAGCCUCAGUGGAAAAUAAUUCCACAGGUUCACCUGUGAAGAAACACCCUUAUUUCACUCCCUAUCGCCCACGACUGAGAAUGCUCAUCCUUGAUCUUAGUCGAGGGAAAUAUCCUCCCCAUAUCCAGUAUAUCUGGCCCUGUCAGGAUUUCAGAGCUGAUGCAUGCAUAACAUGUCAGAUCAACAACUUUAGAUAUGGUGCUGCAAUCCUUGAUUCUAAUUAGUUGUCCUUUGGUCAUUAAAAUGAUUUUCAUCUUGCAAUGGCUGUCUUGUUAAACUGAUCUAGAAAAACAAUUGUUCUCAAUUUUUUUUUAAACAGUAGAUACAAUGUCUUGGGAAUGUAGCUUAGUGCAAUUGUUUCUUUGAUAAUUCUCCUUGUGUUACUCUAAGGAUACCAUAUAAAUGGCCAAUAUUAUAUUUCCCAGACAUUCCCCUCAUCAUAAAGUCAUAGAGUUAUACAGCAUGGAAACAGUCCUGCAGUCCAACGCAUCCAUGCCGACCAAGCUGCUUAUGCAGGUAGACAAAAAUGCUGGAGAAACUCAGCGGGGCUCCACAGGAAUUGCCUUUGAGAAGGGUCUGGCUGCACCCAAAGAAUUGAACUUGAGGCUGAAUUUUCCAGAGAGCUACUUUCCCGAUCCGAUGCCCAACAGUCCUUCUUUGGAUGAAGAGGAUGAUGACUGGAGUGAAACGUACCAGCCUGCCGUUAUUGAGGCUGCUCAUGAGUUUGUUUUUUCUGACUUGCUCCGCAUUGACUCCCCCAACCCGCCAACUCUGAGCCCAGCCGAGCUACCGCAACAAGACAGCGUCCAAUAUGCACUGUCUGAGUGGCAAGUGGAUGAUGAAGAGGAGGAGGAGGAGGGAGAGCAGGAUCAUAACAAAUGGGAUGCAACCUCACAGCUCCAGCCUCCUUGCGAUGGCCAUGACUGUCCAAAAGAUAAUUUUGACUUGGUCGGGGAGGUUCUCUAUCAAAGUCAGUUGCUAAGCAAUGAGAAACUGAAAGAAGAAAAUAUCCUAUUACGAAGACAGACUAAAGCAGCAAAGCAACUGGCAAAGGACCAUGUAAGGAGGACCAAGAGAUUGGAAGAAGAUCUGGAGAAAAGGAAAAUUAUAGAGGAGAAGGAGGCACGAGCAUUGGAAGGGAUUGUUCAACAAGUCGAAGAGAAUCUGCAACUGAUGACGAAACGGGCUGUGAAAGCAGAGAACACUGUGACUAAACUGAGACAGGAACUUGUAACUCUACAGGCAGAACUGCAACAGUCCAAGUCUGAGAAUGAAAUACUUCGAUCUCAAGAUUCUGCUGCUCUGAGUUCAGCAAAAAACAGUGCUCAACUUGCCUCCGAUUAUCUUGUGAAGACUGCAUAUGAAGCGGAGACCUCGGUGAAGCAGCUCAUGUCUGGAGCAGAAACAUUACGGCUGGCAUCUGAGCUGCUGAAGUCCAUUGACAGAAUUUCUGAGCUACCACCUUGCUGCAUAGUGGAAGAUCCUAGCUGAUGCAGUCAUCUUCCUCUAGCUCCACCCACCCCGGUCUGAACGUCACCUACCAGAUGAUUCAACACAACAUUGAGAAAUGGAUUAAUUUGACUCCCCACUGCCCCAGCACAGACUGAACCUGCCACUUGCAUCACUAGACUGGCCAGAUUUACAUUUGAAAUUAUCCGAAAUGCCCUCUUUCAUUUAGUGGGAUCCCAAAUUUAUGUUCUACCUUCAGCAUCACAAAAGUCAUCUUAUUGUUUGUAUGAAAGUGGAAUUAUGCCAUCAAUUAUGAAGGGAUUUAUAUCCAUCAAUAAUAUUAGUGAGUAAAUUAUGGAGUCUGGCCAUCUUCCACUCUUUGCAAAAAAAGCUGCCCUCUGUUGCUGUUUUUUUUUUUUAAUGCUGUGUUUUAAUUGGAUUGUGUGUAAUAAUUUAACAUGCGGGAAGCAGGCAUUGUCCACGAAUGUGCCUCAUGCUCUCUAUUUGAUUUCCUAUAGUGCAUUAUUUCCUCCCCUGCCUUCCACAUGGCAUCACCUUGUGUAGUACACUGUAAAUGUUGAUGAUCUUGCGAUGUUACAGGGAUUGGGGGGAGGCUUGAGUUAUAUGGAGACACUGGACUUUUUUCACUUGAGUGCAGGGGGCUGUGGGGUGGCACGAAAGGUAUUUGAAAUCAUGAGUGACAUGGAAAAGGUGGAUGGUCACAGUCUUUAUCAGAGAGUAGGGAAGUCUAAAACUAGAAAAGAUAGAUUUGAGGUGGAGGGUAAAGAUUUAAAAGGGACCUGAGUGGCAAAUUCUAUACACAAGUGGAUAUAUGGAACUAGCUGCCAGAGGUAUUUGUUGGGGCAGAUACAAUUACAAUGUUUAAAAGACAUUUGGAUAGGCACAUAGAUAGAAGAGGUUUAGAGGGAUAUGGGCCACAUGCAGGCAAAUGAGGCUAGCCAGGGUAGAUAUUGUGGUCGGCAUGGACAAAUUUGUCUGAAGGUCCUGCUUCUGUGCUUUGUGACUCUAUUGCCAUCAAUCUUCAAGCCUUUUAUCCCAGUCAUUUAGAUCAUUGCCUUAAAUUAACUUAGCUGCCUUGGUUACCUGUAAUAACCUUACAAGAAAUAUCUGUUUUGCAACCUCCAAUGGCCAGUCUUUAUCGAGCUUUACUGGGAUAGGGAAGAAUUCCAGACUUCCGGAUAUCAAAUCUGAAUGAUCCUGUUGUAAUUUUAGAAUUAUGCUCUUGGCUCUGGGCUUUCCAUUAAAGUAAAUCAUUUUCCUAUUCUUAUAAUAAUUGAUAAACAUCCCCAUUAGAUCGCUUGUUAAAGGGUAAUGAUGGCAGAUAUGUAGGGGAUGGGAUGACUGCUGCAGAGAAAGAACUAUGAACAAUAUCGAUUCACAUUCACACCAGUCAUUUGCCUUGCAUUAUUACAUUAGAAAAAAAUGGAUUUUGAAUUGUGUUUCUCACUGAACUGGUUUUGAUGAAAUUAUAUAUUUAACAUUGAGAUGUCUAGUUAAGAAUUUGUACAAUAUGUUGGAGAGAAGGAAGUAACUUGUAAUUCAUGUACAUAACAGGAAUAAAUGAACAAUUCAUGAAGUC